AUGGACACCGUCUCAGUACCCAGUCUGAAGGAUCUCACCAUUGAGAAUAUCACCGAGAAUGUCCACGCCAUAAACUCGCAAUGUUCGGAUCAGAGACUGAAGUUCUUGCUUGAAAGAACCGUCUCACACCUCCACGAUCUUGCACGAGAGACGAGGUUGACCACGGAUGAAUGGAUGGCUACUCUCUUGUUCUUGACCAGAGUCGGCCAGAUCAGUUCAGAUGUCAGACAGGAAUUCAUCUUGCUCUCUGAUGUCCUCGGUCUUUCUCUUCUCGUCGACUCAAUAGAUCACCCCAAGCCAGAAAACAGCACUGAGGGCACCGUGCUCGGACCCUUUCACACACACGAGGCCGAGCACAGCCACAACGGUGGUAGUAUCUCUCAAGACGCAGAUGGCGAGCCCUUGCUUGUUGUUUGUACCGUCAAAGACGUUGACGGCAAUCCCAUCAGUGGGGCCAAGGUAGAUGUCUGGGAGACAGAUUCGAAAGGGUUCUACGACGUCCAGCACGCCGACAGAACCGGUCCAGAUGGAAGAGCGGUUUUGACCAGCGAUAGUGUGGGAAAUUUCUGGUUCAAGGCCAUCUUGCCUGUGCCCUAUCCGAUUCCCCAUGAUGGACCAGUUGGAGGUCUGCUGAAGAAGCUCAACCGCCAUCCGUACAGACCAAGCCACAUGCACUUCAUGUUUGACAAAUCCGGAUACGACCCUCUGAUCACCGCGCUUUAUCUGAAAAAUGAUCCCUACGAGUCGACCGACGCAGUGUUUGGUGUAAAACAAUCUCUCAUUGUCGAAGUUGGAAAGGUAGACGAUAAGGAUCAAGCUGAAAAGUACGGUGUGAAGACAGGGACGUCGCUGAUCACCUAUGACUUUGUCUUGGUGACUGAUGAGGCUGCCAGGAAGUUGCGUCGCAGCAAGGCGGAAGAAGCAAUGAAUAGCCAAGGGCGUAAGGUCAGAUUCAUUGAUGAUCUCCCAGUACCAGAUGUAGAUUGA
Molecule: messenger RNA, 987 nt
Organism: Aureobasidium pullulans EXF-150
Lineage: Eukaryota; Fungi; Ascomycota; Dothideomycetes; Dothideales; Saccotheciaceae
Product: aromatic compound dioxygenase
Exons: 3
Coding region: 1-987 (328 amino acids)
Biological process (GO): catechol-containing compound metabolic process
Molecular function (GO): catechol 1,2-dioxygenase activity; ferric iron binding
Source: RefSeq, a predicted model, not a curated record